AUCCAGAGGGAGAGAGCGAGCAAAGGCUUGAAUCAAAUCUAUGGGUGUCCAAUCUGUCCUGAUCUGCACUAAAACAUCGGGCCUCUCCCGGUCAAGCCUUUGCCUGAGCGGAGCUUCUUGUCUCUGCAGCUGCUCUGCUCAGCUCCUUUGUUUAGAUCGCUUUAGUUUUAUGAUCUCUGCACCCGGAAUCAGAUUAUUUGCUGUAUUUGUUUAGAAUGGGAAACGCUGAAGACCCUGUAAGAAAAAGGGAAACCUAAGGAUGCUGGAGCAGAACAAUGGAUUUCUCCUUCUCUUUCAUGCAAGGGAUCAUGGGAAACACAAUCCAGCAACCGCCUCAGCUCAUUGACUCAGCUAACAUCCGACAGGAGGACGUAUACGAUGCCAUCAGCGACCCCGGGGAUGAGGGAGGCCCCUCCGCCUACGAUUCGCCCCUCGAUCCGGGGUUCUCAUAUCCUCCGGACGACCUAGGGGUUGUCACCAACGGUUACCAGGCAGGAAUUGGUGCCUACGAGCAGCAGGCCAAGUUCGCGCUGUACUCGCAGUUCCCUAACGGCUCGGCUAACGGCUAUGGCGCCAUCCGCAACUAUCACCCCGACCACGGGCUGAUCUUAGGGGAGGGAACAGUGCUGAGGUCACCUGUGGUGCAGGAAAAAGCUGCAUCUCACAUCUCUUCCCCUCCUCUUCCUCCGUCUCACUCUCAUCUUCAUCACCACCCCCAUACUCAUCCUCACCAUCAGUCGCAGCAGCACCAGCCCAAUUCUCAACUUUUACCUCAUCACCCUCCUGCUCCUCCUCCGCCGCCUCCUCCUCCGCCGCCACCGCCUCCGUCUUCCUUGUCCUCACAUCAUUUGCAGCCGGUUUACCCCCCUCCUCCCCUCAUCCUGCCUUCCACUCCACCUCCCCUUCAUGCUUCCAUUCAGGACUCAGCCUCAGAGCCCGUCACCCAGAAGAAGUCGAACUCCCCGGAAAUCAAGAUCAAGAUCAUAAAGACGUAUCAGAACGGACGCGAGCUGUUCGAGUCGUCGCUGUGCGGAGACCUGCUGCACGAGUUCCAGGAGUCGACCAGGAGGAACGAGCACAAGAAGGAGAAGAGAAAAAAGAAAAAUAGCCGACACGGUGCCUUCCCCGAACAGGAAGUGAAGCUCGGUGAUGGCCAGGAUGUGAUACAAGAGCAGCAACCGACCCUGAGUCUCAAAAGCCCUAAAACAGAACCCAAGGAGGUCCGAGUGGAUAAAAUCAUGACUUCGGUGUGUGUGGAGUAUGAGAUCGGAGAUCUGGUGUGGGCUAAAGUAGGGACGUACCCAUGGUGGCCCUGCAUGGUCUCCUCAGACCCCCAGCUAAAGGUUCACAUACGCAUUAACACCAGAGGUCACCGGGAAUACCAUGUACAGUUUUUCGGCAGUGUGGCUGAGCGGGCUUGGAUUCAUGAGAAGAGGAUCGUGGUGUAUAAAGGAGAGAGUCAGUUUGAGGAACUGCAGGCAGAAACUUUACGCAAAACCACCAAUCCCACUGAGAGACAGAAGCUGCUGAAGCCUCGGACUCAGAGGGAGCGCGCUCAGUGGGAAGUGGGCGUCGGCCACGCUGAGGCGGCAAACGCCAUGACCCGAGAGGAGCGUAAUGAGAAUUACACGUUCAUUUACAUUGACAAACUUCCUGCUGAUACAGAACCCAGCGAUGACCCUGUUACCCCAACGAGGAUGAAAAAACGGAGGACAAGACGCUCCAAGAGCUUAAAGAAAGACGAUCCUGCAACACUCCCACGCCGUCAGCAGCCUCGACGCCAGUGCAGCGUUUCAGACACUCAGGAGGAAGAGGCGGAGCCUGAGGACACAACAGAAACGCAACCAUCGCCCCCUCCGGUCCGGACUCCUUGGAGAACGGCGGCCGCUCGGAAGCUGCUUCCGCUCUCCGUCACAAUGAAGAAGCUUAACGUGGAGAUCGUCAAAUGCGAUUGGCAGCUGCCCAAAGAGAAGGUGGAGAUAAAAAAGGAGGUGGAGAGAGACGACGAACGAGUUCAGUCUCCGGAGGGUUCGAGCGAUAAAGCAGAGGGGGAGACGUUCUCCAGUGAGGAGGAGAGAACAGCAUGGAGUGAGCCAGAGAGUGCAGAACUCACACACACUCCUGUUACUGAACAUGGCUCAGAGUCGAUGGAAAGGAAGCUGCAGCGACGAUGUAUGAGGAGUCGCUCCGAGUCGGAAAAGUGCGUCGAUCCAGUUCCAAAGAAAAAGGUCAAAAAAGAACAGGUGGAGGCGAUGCCUCAGAUGGACUUUAAGACGGGAUCACAAAAAGGAGCCAGUGAGAUCUCAGAUUCUUGUAAACCACUGAAGAAACGCAGCAGAGCCUCGACGGACGUCGAAGUUACGAGCUCUAUUUACAGAGACACGUCCGACUCUGAUUCCAGAGGCCUCAACGACAUGCAGUGUGUGUUUGAGAAACGUUCAGACAGUCCCGGUAUGGUGGACGCCGACGGCUCGGAUGCCCAGUCAGAAGAUUCGCACAUCUCUCGGCAGGGCAACUCCAAAAAGGAUAUGGUGUGUCAGGUCUGUGAGAGGUUUGGAGAUUCCCUGCUUUGCUGUGAGGGCGAGUGUAACAGGUUUUUUCAUCCAGAGUGUUUGGCCUCAGCUGGGGGAACAGAGGGAGAAAACAUUUGCACCGAGUGCAAAACAGGUUCACACCCGUGUUUCUCCUGCAAACGCACUGAUGAUGAUGUGAAGCCGUGUUCGGUCAGUGGGUGCGGUCGCUUCUAUCACGAGUCCUGUGCUUGGAAAUACGCGGGUACUGCAGCCGAGCCACGAGGCCUGAGGUGCCCACAGCACUGCUGCGAUACUUGCUGGCUGGAAAAGGACUCACAAAAGGCCCACAAAGGCCGGAUGAUGCGCUGUAUCCGCUGUCCGGUAGCCUAUCAUGCAGGCGAUCUGUGUAUAGCAGCCGGCAGCGUAGUAAUCACGCCUCACGUCAUCGUGUGCAGCAGUCACUCGGGCACAAGGAAAAACGGCCAUCUCGGCUCCUCCGUAAACGUAGGCUGGUGUUUCGUUUGCUCGCGAGGACGCUUAGUGCACGACCUCACUGACACCGUAUUAAGUUCUUAUACGUUUAAGUCUCACUACCUUCUGACUGAGUCAAAUCGUGCUGAGUUGAUGAAAUUACCUCUGAUUCCUUCUCCUUCGUCAGCUACCCAAAAGAAUCCGGCCAAAGGAGGAAGACUACUGUGCUGCGAGGCAUGCCCCGCCUCCUUCCACCCAUCCUGUUUAAAUAUGGAGAUGCCUGAGGGAGCCUGGCUGUGUAGUGAAUGCAGAGCGGGAAAGAAACCUCGCUACAAACAGAUCGUCUGGGUCAAGCUGGGCAACUACAGAUGGUGGCCUGCGGAGAUCUGUAACCCUCGGCUGGUUCCGUCCAACAUCCAGAACUUGAAACAUGACAUCGGGGACUUUCCUGUCUUUUUCUUCGGGUCGCACGAUUACUACUGGAUCCAUCAGGGCCGAGUUUUCCCAUACUUGGAAAAUGACAAGAACUUUGCUGAGGGACAAAUUGGGAUUAACAAGACAUUUAAAAAAGCACUCGAGGAGGCAGCGAGGAGGUUUCAGGAGCUGAAAUCUCAGCGAGAGACCAAAGAAGCCCUGGAACAGGAACGCAGCUCACGUCGGCCUCCUCCAUACAAACUCAUCAAGUGUAACAAGCCCAUAGGGAAGGUGCAGGUGUGUUUUGCCGACCUGUCAGAAAUCCCACGCUGCAACUGCAAGCCGACCGACGAGCGCCCGUGCUCUCAGGAGUCGGAGUGUGUGAACCGGGCUCUGCAGUACGAGUGUCACCCGCAGGUGUGUGUCGCCGCCGAGCGCUGCCUCAACCAGAGCUUCAACAAACGGCAGUAUCCAAAAAUGGAGGUGAUCAAAACGGAGACGUGCGGCUGGGGCCUCAAAACCAAACAGGAUCUCAAAAAGGGAGAUUUUGUGAUCGAGUACGUAGGAGAACUGAUCGAUCUGGAGGAAUGUCGACAGCGAAUCAGCCAUGCCAACAAGAACCACGUGACCAACUUCUACAUGCUCACCCUCACCAAGGAUCGUGUGAUCGAUGCUGGGCCCAAAGGGAACUUGUCACGCUUUAUAAAUCACAGCUGCAGUCCAAACUGCGAGACACAGAAAUGGACCGUGAACGGCGACGUCCGCAUCGGCCUCUUUACUCUGUGUGACAUCGCUGCAGACACGGAACUGACCUUUAAUUAUAACCUGGACUGUUUGGGGAACGGGAGGACGACGUGUCACUGUGGAGCUGACAACUGCAGCGGCUACUUGGGCGUCCGACCAAAGAGUGCUGUGGUUUUAGAAAAGGAGGAGAAAGUGAGAAACUCAAAGCUGAAGAUGAGGAAGAGGAAGCUGAAGAUGGAAAGCCGCAGUCACGAUUAUUACUGCUACAGCUGCGGUGAGGGCGGAGAACUGGUCAUGUGUGACAGGAAGGACUGUCCCAGAGCCUAUCAUCUGCUCUGCCUCAACCUGACCACGCCCCCUUAUGGUCGCUGGGAAUGCCCUUGGCACGAAUGCAGUGUGUGUCAGUGUCCCGCCUCUGCAUUUUGCUACUUUUGCCCCACCUCUUUCUGCCAGGAUCAUGAGUCGGGGAAGCUGGUGCUAUCUGCCCAGGAUAACCAGCCCUGUUGUCAAAAUCACGAUCCAGAACAAGCACCCAGCCUCCCUACUUCUGUGAGGGUGAAGGACGAAGAGGAAGCAGAGAGGGAAGAGGAUGAUGAGGGGGAUGCAGAGAGAGAGGCAGAAGAGGAUGAGGAGGGAGAAAUGGCUGAGUGACUGAGCAAAGCUCUUGUACUGAAAUACUUAAACACGGUCACUGGAAUUCAGAACGACGAGGCCCUCCACGCAGCUAGGGGGCGGUGUGCAUAUCAAAAUCACCAUACAUACAAGUCGGUUGUUGUCCAUUCCAGGUCUACAACAGCGGGCAUUUUCAUUUAUUGAGCCGAGAAGUCAUAAUUCACGACUUCACGGUUUCAGAUCCCGAAUUGUGGAAAUGAAUCACGCCCACUAAUCGUCACUUUACCGAUAUUUUCUUUUCCAAGCCGGGUUCUCGUUCACCCUCAGAGCGGAGCCGAAAUCUUUUACACACUCUCCAGUACCUACAACACCUUGAGAACUUCAUUCGAUGUACCUCAGUGUAAAUAGAAAGGAUUCAUAUGAGACACAUAGAUCAGAUUCUCUACAGUAGAAUUUUCACUACACGUCUGAAUAUCGGCUAGUUGUGAAAAAACAAAAAACAAACAAAAAAAAAAAAAAAACAAUGACUGUGACUCCGGUUUUGGUUACGUGCUGCCUCUUCAUACCCGUGCGUUUGUGAUUUGUAAGAUAUAUAUCACGAAUAUAUUUAUGACUACGUUUACAUCUGCUCACGGUGUACAGUAUUGUUCAUUGGUAUUAUUAGUGAGUUUGAUAUCACUAUUCUUAAUGUCAUUGUACAUGUGACCCUCCCCUCUUUUUUUUUUUUUUGUUUUCCUCAUUGCUCGCUCAGCCUGGAUUACGUUCAAUCUCACUCCUUGUCGUGACUGCUUAAUUUCAUAGACAAGCACUUAUAUUUCAGCGUUUUUAUGAGAAUCAGACAUGAUAAAACACCUGAACACUGCCAUCGUUGGUGCUGUGCCGAUAGGAAUAUCAGUCCAUGAGGAUUUGUUUUAAAUGUUCUUUUCAAUACUGUUUCCAAUGUCCUUUUGUUUGUUUGUUUUUUUGUUUUGUUUUUUAAUUUUUUAUUUCACUUGUACAAAAUAGUGACCACUUUGGAGGUAUUAUAAUCUCAGUGUAUUAUAACAGUGUAACUUAGUAAACCUUAAUAAACCAGUCGAAUUACCAGCCGUUCGUAUUAGACCGAUCUGAUGACGCGCCAAUGAAAAUGCAGAAUUAUUUCACUCGUCUAUUUCAAAAGCUUCUAUUUUUGUUACCAUUUCUAAACCAGUUGGAGAUGACGGUGAUCUGCAGUGGAGCGUCUACACUUGCAGCUCAUGAUGGAGGCAGGAAAAAAAAAAAGAGAAACGCGGUGGGUUUACAUAACGGUUACCACGAUGUAUUUUACAUCCGGCAGUAUUGCUCGUGGCAGAUAUUCAGUGCAUCCUGGCUCAGUGCAACAGUAAUUAUCAGGGUUGCACAAUACCAAUAAAUACAUUAGACCUGGUUAAAGAGUAGCCAGAACCAUAAAGAUGGAUCAGUUGGAUCACUUUAAUACUGAUGUGAUCCAUCAAAACAUUUUUAUCUGGAGUGUCCAAGAUGAACACAACGAACAUAUUUAGCAACCUUAAUUGCAAAUAUCUUAACAAUUAAUUAACCCCUGAUGACCUGAUGAUCGUCUAAUCCAGUUCCUUCCUACUGUACUGCUACAUGUUACCCAUAAUAUUCCAGACGUUCUUCAGAACCAUAGACGUCCGUCACUGUCAAAAAAGGCUUUUUAAAACGUAUUGUAUCCAAGCAGUGGUCCUGUCCUGUACACUUGAAAUCUGGAGCGCUGUUCAAUGUCUCAUGCACUUUGGUUUUGUUCGUGUCGUUACGAUGCCGAGUCUGUUUACACUCAGACGGUUAUAAAAAAAACAAAAAAAAAAAUCCAGCACAUCACUGUUUUUUUUGUCAUUUGUAACAGAUAUGGGAAAAAAUAUCUCUGAAUUAUUGAGUAAAGAUUCUAUUUCUUCUAUAAUUGGGGUUUUAGAAAUGCUGCACUGUAUUCAAAUAUUUAGCUUUAAUGGGUAAACUUUUCCAUAGAAAUAAGCAGAAUGAAUUUAGGAAAACUUGAUUUUGGUAACCACAGCCCUGUAAACCACACGCUCACUCUAAAUACACUUUAUUUUCUUUCUUUCCUUUCCUUUUCUUUCCUUUUUUUUUUAAAUCAAUUUUAUAUAUUUUUAGUUUAACAUUUUCUUUCUUUUUCUCUCAAUUUUUUAAAAACCCUUUUUUAUAUAUUCUUUUCCUAUGUUUUCUUUCUUCCUAAUUUUCUUUCCUCCUCCCUUUUGCUUAUUUUUUUUAUUUCCCUUUAUAAAAGGAAAUGUUCAUGUCCUUUUGUCUCUUCACGUCAUCCUGUUGCCUUUUGUUUCUUUUUCCUGUUGUUUUCUUCACGACGUCGUGUCUUUUCCGGACACUUUUACGUCCUUUACGAAGUGCACCUGUAGUUACGACGGGUCUGCGGUCUCAAAAUAAUGACAAACGUCUGACAUGCUGGAUUUUUUUUGUUGUUGUUGUUGAGUGAAUUGAUGCCUAGCAAGUUAAGUGAUGAGGUACGACUUUUUGUUCAUCAUUAGCACUUUUCUCCAUGAGUGAGCAAUGCAGACCGCGCAGUGUUCGCUCUGUCUCCAGUCUCAGAGUGUUGUCUCUGUCUCAGAGUAAACAAUUUAUCACAGAAAGAUGAUGUUUUUGGUCUCCUGACAUGAAAUAUCAGACUUGUGUAUGCCCUUAUUGUAUUUGCAUUCUCACUAAUUUGAUACAAAUUAAGUGUUUCAGUUUCCUUCUGAUCAAAUGCCUUUAAGUAGUCCUAGAAUUUGUAUGAGUAUGAAUUUUGCUAAACGAUUUAAAAGGCAUAGUGUUACUGAUUGGACGUUUAAGACGAGCCUUUGUUGCCAUAUCAACCAUUUUGUAUUUACCUCCUUAAAGAGUGUUAGUGCACUGUACUUCACUGUUUUUUUAUACGUGAUUUAAAGUGUCAUAAAUCAUCUUGUGCAUGUUUGUGCCUGUUCUUUAUAUUUUUUAAAAUGAUGCCAUCUCACCAGCUCCAAGGGAAACCAUUUGUGUUGAUGUGUUAAAGGACGUGUCACAUUCCUUUCCUAGACUGUUUAAGGAAUCUUGCUACUGGACUUAUUUCUGUUGUGUGUAAAUCUUCAGUGUUAAUGUAAAACUCACCACGCGUGUUGCAGUAUACACUCCAGCUGAAUAAAAGUAUCGUAAAUGAUAUCUGGGUAGAACGAGCUUCUCUGAGUUUCCUAGACGGCUGUGCUCCUGAGCCGGGGGGCAGUUAUAGUGUUAUUGUGUUCUGGGACGUUAUGGCAUCGAGCUCGUCCAACUGUACAUAGUAGGAAAGUAAAAAAAAAAAAAACUCCACUAUCAUUAUAUCGUAGUGUCUAAAGAAUGCCUGUAAAAUUACUUCUGAAUGUUUGUGAACAUAUAGGCACAUCCUUUUUGUAACUUUCUUUUACUGUAUUUUUUUAUUUGACCAAAUUUUGAGAUGGUUCUUUUCUUCAGAAUUGCUAAGUUAUUCAGAGAAACAACAUUCCACAGAUUUACUCACUCUCAGACUUGCCUGGUUCGACUUCAAUAAAAACUCUACUGAAUGUUUA
Molecule: messenger RNA, 8299 nt
Organism: Tachysurus vachellii
Lineage: Eukaryota; Metazoa; Chordata; Actinopteri; Siluriformes; Bagridae
Gene: nsd3
Product: nuclear receptor binding SET domain protein 3
Exons: 23
Coding region: 276-4793 (1505 amino acids)
Biological process (GO): regulation of DNA-templated transcription
Cellular component (GO): nucleus; chromatin
Molecular function (GO): histone H3K36 methyltransferase activity; protein binding
Source: RefSeq, a predicted model, not a curated record